AUGGACUGGACCGGCGGAACACGUCGCCGCUACGCGCAGGCCGGUAAGAAUAUCGUCGUGCAAAAGCAAAAAGCACACUUCGCGAAAGUCCGCAGCGCUGGCCAUCCCCAUCCACCGCGCUCCAUGCCAGACUUCAUGCGCGAGGCUGUCGAGUCCAAGAGCUAUCGACAGGCCAAGGCAUCCCAGCAGCAUCGAGGAAGUACUACUCUUCGCUCGGAAGGCGGCUCACGCAGCUCAAGAUCUUCUGAGGCUCGUUGUCGACGUCGAGCUGCAGACGUGCGGGAUCAAGCAGUCCCAGCUGACAUGACGGACGAAGAACGCAAGAUACAAAGCGCCCGUCGCAGCUUGCUGGCACGUAGCGAUUGGCUCGGUCUCAAUGCCUCGAGGCCUGUGAAGGUCCAAUUUCCGGCAGAGCGAGACGUCGAGAGAAUCGGAAAGCGGCGCAAGGUAUUGAAGACUUCACGGAAUGGUCCACGCGAGUUUCAACAACGACGUGUGACGCCUCCUUUCCAGCAUCGAGAGCGCCUCAUGCAACCAAUUUUAAGCGAUGAUGGUAGGGGCGAGAGCAUUGACAUCAAAAUCGGCACCGGGGCUCUCGCCGGUACUCAGACUGAGCUUUCUCGUCCACCUCAUGUUGUGGCAAACACCAGCAUGCGCCAGCCAUCUACGGAGUUCGGGCCGCUCUCCGAAGAAUCGAUGCUCAUGGGCGAGGAAUUUGACGACGUAGGUACUACAGCUGAGCGACUUUUCUGCACUGAUAACAACCGUACGUCACAGUGCAGUGCACUUGAUGAGCAUCAGGACUGGAAAUCUUGCACCGGAUAUGCCGCUGUAAAUCCCUUGGAACGAUGGCCAGUUAUGCAGCAGACCAACGGCUUCGAUCAAGAUACACCGCAUGUGCCUUCCGAGCCCAUCAUACUACCGCAUGAUGCUCCAUUUCGUGAUGAGGAAUUUUCGGACAGCGUAGCACUCGGUUUGGGCGCGCAAGAUGUGACUCGGCAGCAUACACAGAAUGCCCUUAUAGAUAGUCCAUCGUACAGGUACAGUCCACAACCAACCGCGAUCCCAUGUGCCACGUGGGACAUGGCCGGAGCGACGGUACUCGACGACGAAGGGCUAUGGCGCAGGACGCUGCGCAUCAGGACAGAUGCACCUAGUGAGGCUUCCAUCGCGGCCUUGAAGUCUUCUAGCUUGCACCGCACGCAGUCUGCAUUCAGUAUUGCGCCCCAGCGGCCAGUUGAGUCGAUUGGCGCACUGAGACAGAUGCAGUAUACGCCUACACCGCGAGUUGACCCUCCUGCGAGGAGAUUCGGGCCUCUGUCGAAAGGUUUGGAUGAAACACCGGCACUCAUAUCGAAACUCAUGCCGGCUCGCUCAUCGCAUGCGACGAAUGACGAUGAGGGACAGAUCGAGCCUUCAGCCGUAGAUGGUGCAGAGGAGGAAGAUGUCUUAUGGAGAACCUUCAUCCUUGGCAGUCAAAGCUCCGACAGCAACUCUUUGGCGUUUAACAAUAAAACUCCUGACGAAGAAGGCGUCUCUGACCCUGCACCACGGCUAUUGUGCGAUGCUACAAGUGAUCAGCCACGGUCUGAUCGGGUUACCGCAGGCGGCUCGAUCUAUGAUUUGGCGUUAACGACAUACUCUGCACCGGCAUCGUCGACACAACAUGGCAUCGAAAACACUUCACUGAUGGGUCAUGCAGCCACAGCGCAUCAAGAAGUGGACGACAUUGAGGAUGAGGACGUGCCUCAGCCUGUCAAGCCCCAAAGACUGAGAAACAACAUCCCUGCGUCAGCCAAGGUGCUCGACUCCAAGCGAUUCAUCAGGCGAAAGAAGCACAGCCGCCCAGGUGCUCUUCCGAAGCCGUCCAGAUUCCAGCCAUCUACAAGAUUUCGCGCUACACCUGUGGAUAAGUCUGUGUAUGACAUCCCGAGCACAAGCGACUAG
This is a messenger RNA of Sphaerulina musiva SO2202, 1947 nucleotides long. RefSeq lists its product as uncharacterized. The transcript has a single exon. The record is from RefSeq and is a predicted model, not a curated record. The coding region runs from base 1 to 1947 and encodes 648 amino acids. Lineage: Eukaryota; Fungi; Ascomycota; Dothideomycetes; Mycosphaerellales; Mycosphaerellaceae.